This is a messenger RNA of Fundulus heteroclitus (mummichog), 3784 nucleotides long. Its product is annotated as SH3 and PX domain-containing protein 2A. Gene Ontology annotation, biological process: superoxide anion generation. The transcript has 14 exons. Gene Ontology annotation, molecular function: superoxide-generating NADPH oxidase activator activity; phosphatidylinositol binding; protein binding. The coding region runs from base 226 to 3513 and encodes 1095 amino acids. The record is from RefSeq and is a predicted model, not a curated record. NCBI's taxonomy places the organism in Eukaryota, Metazoa, Chordata, Actinopteri, Cyprinodontiformes, Fundulidae.
CCCUUUGGCUCCGGACAGCAGCGGUGCAGCCCCUCUUCGGGGUGGGGGACUCUCGUUACUCGCCAGUUUUCCUGCGUCGGAUAGUUUUUUCCACAAAGACCGCCGGACACCGUCAGUUCAUGGAGGGAAACUGAACCCGGCCGCCGAUCGUGUUGUUUUCCCAGAGCUCUCUCCAGGUUUUCCUGAUUUCCUCUCAACUAAGGGUCCGUUUGGUGCGUCGGGAAGAUGCACUUCCGCACCGUCCUUGACGUUAACGUCGUGGACGUGCAGAAGAGAAGGAACCCCUCCAAACACUACGUCUACCUUAUCAAUGUCACCUACUCAGACUCCAGCUCCCAUAUCAUCUACCGAAGAUACAGCAAAUUCUUCGAACUGCAGAUGCGAAUCCUUGACAAAUUCCCAAUCGAGGGAGGACAGAAGGAUCCCAAGAAGAGAAUCAUUCCUUUUUUACCAGGUAAAGUCUUGUUUCGUCGCAGUCACAUCAGGGAUGUGGCUGUCAAAAGACUGAAGCAUCUGGAUAAUUACUGCAAAGCUCUGAUGAAACUUCCCUCUUUAAUUUCGGAAAGCGAGGAGGUCCUUAAGUUCUUUGAAACCCGAUCAGAGGACCUUAACCCUCCCAAAGAAGACUGCGGAGGAUCCGGUAGACGGAAAUCAGGUCUGGAUGGUUCGGACCCCAUGCUCCUGGAACAAUAUGUGGUGGUGGCCAAUUACGAGAAACAAGAGCCUGCAGAGAUCAGCCUUCAAGCGGGCGAGCUGGUCGACGUCAUUGAGAAGAGCGAGAGCGGUUGGUGGUUUGUCAGCACUGCAGAGGAGCAGGGUUGGGUUCCCGCUACCUAUCUCAACUCCCACAAUGGGACACGGGACGAUUUGGAGCUGGGUGCCUCCAAAGCGGGGGAAGUUACUAAGCGACAUAAGGCUCAUCUGAAGAGGCUGGACCGGAGAUGGACGCUGGGGGGUGUCAUCAGUCGGCAGCAGAGCCGAGAGGAGAAGUACAUCACAGUACAGCCUUACUCCAGUGAGGGUAAAGAUGAAAUUGCUUUUGAGAAAGGAGUCAUUGUUGAGGUCCUUCAGAAGAACCUUGAAGGCUGGUGGUUCAUCAGAUACCAAGAUAAAGAGGGCUGGGCUCCAGCGUCCUACCUCAAGAAAGUGAAGGAUGAUUUGUCUCCCCGUAAGAAGACCGUAACAGGCCCAGUGGAGAUCAUCGGAAAUAUCAUGGAGAUCAGCAACCUGUUAAACAAGAAGGCCUUAAGCGAGAAGAACGUGCAGACUGAAGGUGUCCCUGCGAGUCCACAGGUUGCCAGAAAGGAGAUCAGCUUGCCUAUCCCCUGCACUGAAUCCAGCCCAGUUCAUGCCCCACUGGAGGGAAAAGGCAAAAUAGAGCCAGCCUCACCAGCUGUAGCCCGGAUUGCCCCGCAACGUGUGGAAAUAGGUUCCCCUGUUCUCAGACAAAAACCUCCCCCUCGACGAGAUGCGACCCUGGGAUUUCAGUUGCCCUCCCCUCCAGAGCCCCCUGCAGUUGAAGCAGAGUAUUACACCAUUGCAGAGUUCCAGUCUUGCAUAUCGGAUGGCAUCAGUUUUAAUGGUGGACAGAAAGCUGAGGUGAUUGAAAAGAAUGCUGGUGGAUGGUGGUAUGUCCAGAUUGGCGAGAAGGAAGGCUGGGCUCCAUGUUCCUACAUUGACAAACGUAAAAAGCCCAACUUGAAUCGAAGAACAAGCACUCUGUGUCGGCCAAAAGUUCCCCCUCCUGCUCCGCCUGUCAAAAAACAGGAUUCAGUGGAGACAGGACCUCCCAGCAGCCCAGGAUCAGAGGCCCCAGAGUCUCCUGUAUCUCCUGGGAGGCCGGUUUAUGAAGAGCCCGAAUAUGACGUACCUGCCAUUGGAGACCUGGACAUGGAGUCUGAGUUUGAGUUUCUGAGGGGGGGAAGUUCCCUGGUGGAUUUAAAGAAUGAAGAAACUUCCUCUGAGAAGGGAUCUCAUUUGUCUUCAAAGCCAUCCCCUGCUUCAUCUCUCCACAGUGCCUCUUUUAAAUUGGGUGAAUCAUUUGAGGAUGGCCAAGAAGCGGAAGGAGAACCUGAGGGAGAGGAGGAGUGUAUCUAUGAAAAUGAUGGCUUCCUGCCCUUCAGGGAAACCCCAGAGAGGCAGUGCAGCAGAGACUCAAACUCAUCCAAGACAAGUGUGUUGUCAGAAAAUGGCAAGACUGCAAACCAGGCAUCAGGAGGAUGGAGAACUGCCGGUAACAGGCUCAAGAUUGACUUGAAUGGGAGCCCACUUUCAAACAAAUCUGAAGAAGCAUCAAGUCCCAAAUCUGCUUCGUCCGAGUCGACCCCAGAUCUGUCCAGACCAAAUAAGGAUCACGAAGAGAGCAAGAUGACAUCCUUCACCAAGCCUUCCUCUAAGCUAAGGCCUGUGGUGAGACCUAAGCCACUGGUAGCCAAAGCAUCUAGUGCAGAGAAGAUGGACAUCAGCACCUUAAGGAGACAGCUGCGGCCUACAGGUCAGCUGAAGAAUGGCACAAAAAGCAAAGGUGAAGAUUCUGAGACAGCUUCCGUCAUUUCCUCAGAAGAUUCCUUUUCCUCUCAAAGUACCUCCGACCUGUCAUCCAUCUACUCCAAAGGCAGUCGAGGAGAGUCUGACAUGGAAGGGUGCAAUCUGUAUCGCACAACAGAUCCCUACGAGAAAGUUCAAGACUCUGAGGUCAGCUUCCCUGCUGGGGUUGUAGUGGAAGUCCUUGAGAAGCAGGAAAGUGGCUGGUGGUAUAUCCGUUGGGGAGAUGCAGAGGGUUGGGCUCCAACAUACUUCUUGGAGCCUACCAGACAACAAGAUGACAUGGGAGAGUAUGAAUCCUAUGGUACCCCAACCAAACCCGGAUGCCUCAGCAAGUCCAACAGUCUAGAAAAGAAUGAGCAAAGGGUGCGGGUGUUGAACAGCAUCAACCAGAAUCUAAAGAAGGUUGUGCCACCCAUUCCUGCCAAACCUCCAGGUGGUUUGUCCAAACCUACAAGCUUGUUCAGCUCACUUAAACAAAAUAGCACCAAACAACAGCAGGUUGUCAGACCUCAGUCUGUCUUCAUCUCCGUGCCAAUCAGAGAUGCUUCCAACCCUGUUGUGUCCCUCAGGAGAAAUGAGUCUCUCAACUCAACAGACAACCCACGUGUCAGCCCCACAGUCCGACGCAAUGCCUCUUUUGGUGCUGUCCCUCGCAGCCUGCCGUCGAACAAUAGGAACAGAUCUGGUACCGGUAGCUCAGAGUCUUUGGGUCUGAGCUUUCAGAAGAAUGCCCUCCCACUGUCCCCAGUGAAACCUAAACCCCACAUCAUCCACAAUAACCUCAGGGAGGUGUACAUCUCCAUUGCAGAUUACCACGGUGACGAGGAGACCAUGGGGUUUCCUGAGGGAACAAGUCUGGAGGUUCUUGAAAGAAACCCUAAUGGCUGGUGGUAUUGCAAGGUUCUGGACAACGGCAGGCCAAGGAAAGGAUGGGUUCCCUCUAAUUACCUUGAAAUGAAGCACUAAGACUUCCUCUUGGGCUGACAGUGCCAUAGACAUGCAUGCCAAGUCUCACAGACGAAUUGCUUUACUCUAAAAGGGUAAUCCAAUGCCUACAUCAAUGCAAGCAUCAAGGUGAAACAGUAACCAAGGAACGGAUUACAUCUGGUAAAAUGAGUCAACAUGUUAAAGUACCUGAGACCUUGCAUUAAAAACUUGGGGUUUGGUGACAAAACCAAAGAGCAGCGGAUUUACUAAAUAUUUGCCAGCAGUUGCAGCGUCUUGCAGAAAUCUUUAC